AUGGACAGCUAUGGGAGCAGCAUCCAGGAGUACAUCGCGCUGUUGCGGGCGCCGAAGUUGGUGCCCAGCAUGGUCGAUUUCCAUCCGGCCAACCCAAAACAGCUCUAUCAAGACUGGAACAUCUUGCAGACGUUUGUCCGCUUGUUUAUUGGCCUUUCCUUCUUCAUGGCAAUGGCAGUGAACUCCUUGGGCCAGAACAAUGUUGGUGACGCGUUGACCUUUAUCAUCGCAGCGUUUAUUUCCUCGGCUUUGAUCGUCCUGCUGCAUCAUUUACCAUGGCAUUGCUUGGUGAAACGCUCCGGUUGCUGUGGUGUUCUUGGCUACGUGAUUUGGGGCUUUCUCUAUUUGAUCGGCUCCAUUGCCAUUCUAGCACAAUGGUAUCACCUCCUGAUUCGGCUGGGCUUUGCUCAGCAGAUGCUGCAGGAGUCCCAGAGCCCGAAGACAGUUCCAUUGAGCAUUGCUUUGGGGCCUUUCCUUCUCGGCCUGGCCGAUGUCUUCAUGUUCCUGGGCUGCGUGGUAGGUGCCGAGCAAGUCGCACGAGCACGGGAACGAGAUCUGGAGUCGCCCCUCUUAGAUGCUUGA
Messenger RNA from Effrenium voratum, 582 nucleotides. The record is from the annotation of a GenBank genome assembly. NCBI's taxonomy places the organism in Eukaryota, Dinophyceae, Suessiales, Symbiodiniaceae.